AUGUUGCUUUUCAAUGUAGGAGGUGGAUAUAAAAGAAUAAUAAUUCGUGGAAUCAAAGCAAAGAAUAUUAAUAAAAUACAUGUUGAAUCAAUAAUUUCGAUAUUAAUAAGAAGAUUAGGUAGAAAUUGGGGAAAAAAAUUAGUUAUAAUUUGUCAAGAUGAUGCAAUUAUAAAAAAUGAAGCUAGAAUAGAGUUUAAAAAUAGUGAAAUUGGUGCUGCUGCUGGAUCUAUAGUUGGUGGAGGUCUUGGUUUAGUUAUUGGAUCUGUAGGUGGUUCACUUGGAUCUAGCUUUGAUAAUCGUAUUAAUUAUAUAUUAAAACCACAACAUCGAUAUUUUGAAUGGGGUAGAAUGAAAUACGAAACAGAAAACUGCUUAACAAUAUAUCCAAAUCAAAUAUCUGUUAAAGCUAUACAAGGUAGAGAUGAUAGUUCUUCUGGUGUACAAGGUUAUUUUACCUAUGAUGUUCUUGACGAAAAUAUUGAUAGGUAA
Scutellospora calospora is the source of this 489-nucleotide messenger RNA. NCBI's taxonomy places the organism in Eukaryota, Fungi, Glomeromycota, Glomeromycetes, Diversisporales, Gigasporaceae. The record is from the annotation of a GenBank genome assembly.